Megalopta genalis is the source of this 1083-nucleotide messenger RNA. RefSeq lists its product as uncharacterized. The record is from RefSeq and is a predicted model, not a curated record. NCBI's taxonomy places the organism in Eukaryota, Metazoa, Arthropoda, Insecta, Hymenoptera, Halictidae.
UCGUCGAAAGAUAAAGUCCGCGAAGAAAUAAAGAGGUAUUCUACACGCGCAACGAGUACGCAAGUCAUUUAGAAGUAUCCUAUCCAAACAUGUAUUAGGCAAUUACUUAUAAAAAAUAGUAGUCCUUUCGAAUCAUCCUACCCAAAUUGGUGACCGCCGACGUGAUACUUGUGCCGUGCGGUAGUGAUUGCAGUGCGCCUAGACAAUAGUCGAGUGACAAAGUAAAAUGAAUACCGAACAAAACCGUGAUAGUGCCGCGAUGCCGGAGGUCUAUCGCGAAAGUAUACCUGUACCAACGUUCUGGCCGGAGCAACCAGCGCUCUGGUUCCUCCAGAUCGAGGCAAUAUUCGCGCUAAACGGCAUCACAGCAGAUGCCACCAAAUUCUACUACGUGGUAUCGCAGCUCGAUACAAAAUAUGUAGCAGAAGUGGAGGAUAUCUUCGCAGCGUCCCCGGAAACCGAGAAGUACGAGACGCUCAAACGGGAGCUGAUUCUACGGUUGUCUGCCUCGAAAAGCAAGAUCUUGCAACUUCUGGAGCAGGAGGAAAUCGGCGUCCGCACACCGUCCCAGCUCUUGCGGCGUAUGCAGUUCCUGGCGGGGAAAAUAGUGUCGGACAGUUCCCUGAGGACACUGUGGGCCAGCAGGCUGCCAGCGAUGACGAAAAACAUCGUCAAUGCGCUGGCUUACUUACCGCUCGGCAAGGUGGCAGAGAUAGCGGACCAGCUCCAGGAAGAAGCAGCCAAAAAUCAGGUGGCCAGUGUUUCGACGGCGCGGAAGGAUCCGAUUGAAAGGUUGCUCGACAGAAUGGAGCAAUUGGAGAUGCGGAUAGCUGAACUGUGCCGAUCGCGUUCGCCGAAAAGAUCGUACCAGCCCAAUUACCGUGGUCGCUCCAAAUCAAAAGAUCGGCGUCGGAGCGCGUCGCCCAGGAAAAAGGAACACUGCUGGUACCACCAGACAUUCGGGAAGAGAUCAACGAGAUGCAGGCCGCCGUGCACGUACGGUGCGGGAAACGCGGCACACUGAAUGCGGCGAUCAAUUCCAUAUUAGAGCGGACAGGUAACGAGAAGUAUCUGAUAGAUACA